UUCUUAUUAUUGUUGCCUCUUCUCGUUCUUCACUCAUUCACCAUUCCCAUUUGUUUUAUUCAUGCGAGGAGUCGUUUUAGGAGUUGCUGUCGUCGCCUUGGGAAUAGUGCUCUUCCGGGUUUUCUUCUGACUGUUUAACCUGAGGGCGAAAUUUGUGCUCACUUCACUGGAAAAUUCGUGGGGCAUGGGUGUGUGAUGGAUAUAUGGAUGUCAUGUGGGUUUAUCGAAAAAUCUGAAGCUACCACUGUACUGAAGGUGGUACUCACUGAACUAUAAGGAGUGUAGCUAAUGGAUCCUGAAUAUGGGAAGUGUUGGGACACCUCCAAGAAGAAUUCUUGGAAGACUCUUCUGCUUCUGGCCUACGAAAGCCUUGGUGUAGUUUAUGGGGAUCUGAGCAUUUCCCCAUUAUAUGUUUAUAAGAGUACAUUUGCAGAAGACAUUCAACACUCUGAGACUAAUGAAGAAAUUUUUGGAGCUCUUUCUUUUGUCUUCUGGACUCUGACUUUGGUGCCGCUAUUCAAAUAUGUGUUUGUGGUCCUUCGAGCUGAUGAUAAUGGAGAGGGUGGUACCUUUGCCCUAUAUUCCUUGAUUUGCAGGCAUGCUAAAGUUAGCCUUCUACCCAACAGACAGAUUGCUGAUGAAGCGCUAUCUACAUAUAAAAUGGAGCAGCCUCCCGAUAGAAACAGUUCUAGAGUGAAAAAAUUACUUGAGAAGUACAAGGCCUUGCAUACAGCUCUGCUAAUUGUGGUUCUUCUUGGAACUUGUAUGGUAAUAGGGGAUGGACUUCUUACUCCAGCCAUUUCUGUCUUUUCGGCAGUUUCUGGUCUUGAGGUAUCCAUGUCCAAGAAACACCACCAGUAUGCAGUGAUCCCCAUCACCUGUUUCAUACUGGUGUGUUUGUUUGCACUUCAGCACUAUGGUACACACAGAGUGGGAUUCCUUUUUGCACCAAUUGUGCUGACAUGGCUCCUAUGCAUCAGUACACUUGGCUUAUAUAAUAUAUUCAAAUGGAAUCCCCAUGUAUAUAAAGCCCUUUCGCCAUACUAUAUGUUCAAGUUUUUGAAGAAGACAAGGAUAAGUGGAUGGAUGUCUUUGGGUGGAAUACUGUUGUGCAUAACAGGCUCAGAAGCUAUGUUUGCUGAUCUUGGGCAUUUCUCAUAUGCGGCCAUUCAGACUGCAUUCACCUUUCUGGUGUAUCCUGCACUUAUAUUGGCAUAUAUGGGUCAAGCUGCUUACUUGUCAUAUCAUCAUCAUCCCAGCCAUGAGAUCAGUUUUUAUGUCUCGGUGCCAGAUAAGGUGAGGUGGCCAGUGCUUGUCUUGGCCAUUUUGGCUUCUGUUGUGGGAAGCCAAGCAAUCAUCAGUGGAACAUUUUCCAUCAUAAACCAGAGUCAAUCACUCGGUUGCUUCCCGAGAGUGAAGGUUGUUCAUACAUCAGACAAGAUACAUGGUCAGAUCUACAUACCCGAAAUCAAUUGGAUCCUAAUGAUCCUCUGUAUUGUGGUGACCAUUGGAUUCAGGGAUACAAAACACAUGGGAAAUGCAUCUGGUCUUGCAGUGAUGACUGUGAUGCUGGUGACGACAUGCCUUACCUCCUUGGUGAUUGUAGUUUGUUGGCACAAACCCCCAAUCAUAGCUCUCUGCUUCCUACUGUUCUUUGGUUCUGUUGAGCUGUUAUAUUUCUCAGCUUCACUGACAAAGUUCCGGGAGGGCGCAUGGCUUCCCAUCCUCCUUGCCCUCUUCCUUAUGACCAUAAUGCUGGUUUGGCACUAUGCAACCAUCAAGAAAUAUGAAUUUGACCUCCACAACAAGGUUUCCCUAGAGUGGCUGUUAGCCUUAGGUCCAAGCUUGGGAAUUGCUCGGGUGCCCGGAAUUGGCCUAGUAUUCACUGAUCUAACAUCUGGCAUCCCGGCUAACUUCUCUCGUUUUGUCACCAAUCUCCCUGCAUUCCACCGCAUCCUUGUCUUUGUAUGCAUAAAAUCAGUUCCAGUCCCUCAUGUCCCUUCUGCAGAGAGGUACCUUGUCGGCCGGGUAGGGCCUGCUAACCAUCGGUCCUACAGGUGCAUAGUCAGAUAUGGAUACCGGGAUGUUCAUCAGGAUGUUGACUCCUUUGAAGCUGAACUAGUACAAAAGUUGGCCGAUUUCAUCCGCUAUGACUGGUACCGGUCACGAGUAUCUAGCUUAAACACUGAGGACGAUGCUUCAAACUCCAAUGAAUCAGCAAGUCACAGGUUAACGGUGAUAGGAACAAUCGGAUUCUCUGGGAUGCCAGCUUACGAGAUUGAGGAGACUCUGCAGCCAGCAAGCGUUUCAGUGGGGUUCCCAACUGUCGAAAGCGUGACUGACGUCAUAGAGAUGGAACCACUGGGUGUGACUCAAAGACGAGUAAGGUUUGCCAUUGAUGAUGAGAACGAGAGGAGUGAGGCAGGUGUGGAAAUGCAAGAAGAGCUGGAAGAUUUAUAUGCUGCUCAGCAAGCAGGGACAGCAUUUAUACUAGGGCACUCUCAUGUGAGAGCAAAGCAAGGGUCAUCCCUGAUAAAGAGAAUGGCUGUUAACUAUGGCUACAAUUUCCUGAGAAGGAAUUGCAGAGGCCCUGACGUGGCGCUUAAGGUUCCACCUGUGUCUCUCUUGGAGGUUGGGAUGGUUUAUGUUGUGUAGAGUAGGGUCAUGCAUGUAAUAUGGGUAACAAGUACAGGCUUCAAAAUGCCAAGCAUUGUGUAGUCAAAGGGGCUUCUUGUCUUGUAAUUGGCACUUGAAAGCUCUGAUGCUAUUGCUAUGUUUUUGGAUUAACUUCUAUUCCAACUAUUUUACUUGUGUUUUCCUUUCCA
This is a messenger RNA of Prosopis cineraria, 2825 nucleotides long. Its product is annotated as potassium transporter 2. Lineage: Eukaryota; Viridiplantae; Streptophyta; Magnoliopsida; Fabales; Fabaceae. The record is from RefSeq and is a predicted model, not a curated record. Gene Ontology annotation, cellular component: plasma membrane. Gene Ontology annotation, biological process: potassium ion transmembrane transport. Gene Ontology annotation, molecular function: potassium ion transmembrane transporter activity.